AUGAAAGCAGCCUGCCACUUUCCACCGCACACACUGCCACCACCAACGCCAAAGUUCCCCAACACACGCCGCCAGUCUCCACUAACAUUUGGUAAUUACAUGGCCAGCAGAAGUGGAGAUUACGUCAGCCUCAUCUUCACUUAUGGCACAUUGAAGCGCGGCUUCUACAACCACAAGUUAAUGGAGGAACUGAUGAGCACGCGCGACGCCGUUUUUAUGGGCAAUUACACCACCGUGGAGUCCUUCCCUCUCGUCGUAGGGCCACAUGGGAUCCCCUUCCUUAUCAACCUUCCAGGGUCAGGACACUGGGUCCGAGGCGAGCUCUACUCUGUGUUGUCAGACCGGGGCAUCGCCUUGCUGGACGAGCUGGAGGGAAUUGACCGUGGACAUUACGAGAGGCUGCCUGUGGAGGUAGUGAACGAGGACGGCGGAGAUAAGAAGGUGGCGACGGCGGAGGCCUAUUUCGCGCACAGGGAAUUCGGGGAGGCAAUUUGGAAGAGGUGUGGGAAGGUGGGGUUGAGUGAGUACAGUAUGGAUGAUGGGAGAAGAUAUGUGAGGAGGGAAGAUAGACCGCGCAAUUCCAGUUUUCUUGGUGAUGUCAAGAAAUUCAUAUCUGGGAACAAUUGA
Molecule: messenger RNA, 627 nt
Organism: Olea europaea var. sylvestris
Lineage: Eukaryota; Viridiplantae; Streptophyta; Magnoliopsida; Lamiales; Oleaceae
Product: putative gamma-glutamylcyclotransferase At3g02910
Exons: 1
Coding region: 1-627 (208 amino acids)
Molecular function (GO): gamma-glutamylaminecyclotransferase activity
Source: RefSeq, a predicted model, not a curated record